Messenger RNA from Schizophyllum commune H4-8, 702 nucleotides. RefSeq lists its product as uncharacterized. Bases 14 to 442 code for a protein of 142 amino acids. NCBI's taxonomy places the organism in Eukaryota, Fungi, Basidiomycota, Agaricomycetes, Agaricales, Schizophyllaceae. The record is from RefSeq and is a predicted model, not a curated record. The transcript has 3 exons.
CCCUGAUAGUAUCAUGUGUAUUCAAGGACUACUGCUGGUGUACCGGGGCGUUAUACUGCACCGGACCCGUAUACAGGAUUAUUCUGAGUGUAGAUUACGAUGGGUUCUUGAGGGGAAGAUGGCUAGCAUCGUCAUCGAGAAGUCCCCGAGAUUCGUCAUGAUCAUUCAGAGGACCCAUCAUCCAAGGUCUUGUGCCACUCUAUCACCUUGGGGUGCGCGCGUACCUUCUUUGGAUCGAAGCGCAAUACUUGCAGUCCAUCCAAGCUCGCGGCCCGCGAUAGGGCGACAUAGCUCUGGCCUCGCUCAAAUACGCGGCCAAGGUCUACCCGCAUCCGAUGGAGCGUUUGCCCUUGACUCUUGUGAAUCGAUAUCGCCCAAGCGAGAAUCAGAGGGACCUGCAACCUCCUUGCCAAGAGCGUCCCGUCAUUCCCCUCAUGCCUAAACUCCUCCCGCGCCACCGUGAUCGUCCGCUUCCCCUUCGUCGUCGCGAACUCGACGACGGGGUAGAGUUCGGGUGGCGCGCCCGCUUUGUGUGCCGCGGGCUUGCCAAUCGUGUUCGGUGGGACGAUGUUCUCUUUGUCGGCGGCCUUGGAGGGCGGCUUGGACCCCACCGAGGGCGGCUUAGAGCCUUUCGGCGUCCCCGCCCUCGAGCUCUCCCCCUCCCCCUUCUCCUUCUUCACCUGCUCAACGGGCUUGAAGUCG